Molecule: messenger RNA, 1446 nt
Organism: Kwoniella shivajii
Lineage: Eukaryota; Fungi; Basidiomycota; Tremellomycetes; Tremellales; Cryptococcaceae
Product: HAD hydrolase, family IIID
Exons: 12
Coding region: 1-1446 (481 amino acids)
Biological process (GO): protein dephosphorylation
Cellular component (GO): nucleus
Molecular function (GO): protein serine/threonine phosphatase activity
Source: RefSeq, a predicted model, not a curated record
AUGUCGGACAAAGAAGACCCCAUUCCAGUUCAGAUAAUAGCUAAAUCAGAUAUCGAAUCUACUCCAUCAGAAAAUAAGAAACCUAAAUUCUACCAUUUGGAUCAAUCACCCUCCUCCUCUUCUUCAUCAUCAUCAUCAUCUUCUUCUUCCAAGGUAGAGGGGAAUGGCGAGAAAGGCGCCACUGAUGUAGAGAUGUCUUCACCCGAAUCUUCACCUUUUCCGAUAACUCCUGAAGUUAUCGUCCAACCUCCCACUUCUACUUCUCCAAUUCAUCAAAUCUCGACUGACGCCGCUUACACUCAGCACGAGAACGAGGAUGGAAUCCAAGAGGAUGGAUCUACACAAAGAGUGAAUCAAGACCAAUACGCGAGAGAAGGGUCGGAGGGAGAUCAACAGGAAGAUGAAAAUGAAAAUACAUUAGAAGCGAUACCAUUGACAGAUGAUCUUGAGAAAAACGAAGAAUGGUGGGAAUUGAAAAUGACUUGGAAAGGAAACCACUAUGAUUUGAGAGUCGGAGGUAAUGACAUGGUCUACGAUUUUAGGCAUCGCAUCUCGUCUUUAACAGGGGUGUCACCAGAAGGACAGAAACUUAUAAACCUGUUACCUGGAUCAAAAGGUAAAUUAAGUGUUGAACAUGAUGCUACACGAUUCGGUACUUUGGGAAUCAAGAAAGGCGCUAAAUUCGUCAUGGUCGGUACGAGAGAAGAAGAGAGGUUUAAAGAUCAAUCUGGUGUUGGAAUUGAGGUUGUCGACGACUUCGAUGUCACAUACUCAAAUAAGGCUAAAGGUAUCUCACCGGCUGAUGACCCUAGGAAUAAGAGACAAGUAGAAGAAAUAGUAAAGAAAAUUCCUAUCACUAUCAUGAAUGAACCUAGAGAAGGCAAGAAGUUACUCGUAUUAGAUUUAGAUUAUACUAUAGUAGACACUAAACCACUUAUAAGCGGUGCACUUCCUUCAUCAGAAUGUGCUAGACCGAACUUGCACGAAUUUUUGGAAUAUGUUUAUCCACAUUAUGAUAUAGUGAUUUGGUCACAGACAAGUUGGAGAUGGUUAGAAUCUAAAUUAGUUGAGUUAGAUAUGAUUGGUGGUGAUAGAAACUACAAAUUAUCUUUUGUAUCUGAUAAAAAUACCAUGUUCCCUGUAUGGACGACCAAAAAUGAUAAACCAUACAAACACGAGGUAAAACCUCUAGCUUACUUCUGGGCUUCUUUCCCUCAUUGGUCAGCUAAAAAUACCAUCCACAUUGAUGAUCUGUCAAGGAACUUUGCCCUGAAUCCCGGUGAAGGUCUCAAAAUUCGAGCAUUCACUAAAGCUGGACAACCUGAAGGUUUAGCGGAUAGGGAAUUGGUCAAAUUAGGUAACUACCUCGUCAACAUCGCCAAUGCUACGGACGAUUUUACCAAUUUAGACCAUUCUAAAUGGAAAAAGCACCCUCCUGGACCUUAG